This is a messenger RNA of Clupea harengus (Atlantic herring), 1138 nucleotides long. RefSeq lists its product as uncharacterized. The record is from RefSeq and is a predicted model, not a curated record. Lineage: Eukaryota; Metazoa; Chordata; Actinopteri; Clupeiformes; Clupeidae.
GAUUGACAUAAUAUCCGUUACAAAUUCAAGACUGAAUAAGUCAACGAAGCGUUUCUAUCUUUUAUGUUGAUGUCCGAGCAGCUGUGCUUUAUUUGUUGCCCUAAAGCCUAACAUUUGCCUGUUUCAUUAUUGUAGGCUAAUUUAACAAUACAAUAUUAGGUCUUAGAAAACGUAGAUGUAUGGGAAUGUACCCUACUCGUUGGAGGUACAUUACCUACAAUAUGAGUUUAAACCUGAAAUAAAAACAUUGUCCAUAUCACCGCCAGCGCUUUUAUUUUUUUGCUCUUGACCCAGCUGUGCCUGUCUGUCAGUGUCAAGUGUUUGAAGCAGAAUCCGAGACGUGGGCUAACACCCUGCUUCUAAAGUCUAUAGCUCUUAUCCAAUCGCACAACACAACAGGUUAAUCCAGGUUCCCUGAUUGCUCCAAAGAAGACCCGCCUUCAAUGCCCUAUCGCCGGAAACUUCCUGUUGAAUCGCUGAGUCAGGUGGAGAAUCCAUGGAAAGGUAUCUCACUCAACCGCUGUAUUGCCCUGGCCAUGAUCGUUGUGGUGGUCAGCUCGAGUUUUGAGCAAAUGCAAGAGGCCCUGGAUGCCUUCCUGGAGGAGGAGGAUGGUCUGAGCGUGACCGAUGGAACUGAUCAGCUUGGCAACUUGCUAUGGGAUACCAUGGCAUUUUGGAACUGGGGCUCGGACGAAGCCACGCUAAAGAGACGAUCAGUACGCAGAAAGAUCCAUAAGAGGGACCCAUCCAACGGACUUAUGAAGGAGAAAUCAGCACUGGGGGCAGUGGAUGGAGAUGACUGAGGAGGAAGAUGAAGAGCGCGAGUGAGAGCACGAAAAGCAAAAGGGGGAGUGAUAUGUUGGAAGAGGAGACAAUGAUGAUGAUGACUGAAUCAUCAGACAGUUGCAUGACUGAACAAGCUCAGAAACUCAGUCAAUGUCAGGAUGUUAAUAUGAGUCGUGCCACUAGGGCAGAUUUUAUGUACCCCAAAAAUUUCACAUUGUGUUCGGCACCAACAUAAUUACAACUUCAGCACUGCCAUUAGAACAGAGAAAGUGAAACAGUGUAUAAUUUGAUAAAUCAGUGUCUUUGUAACAGUACUUUCUUUGUCACAAUAAAUGAAGCAUCACUCCAUGAA